This is a messenger RNA of Caenorhabditis sp. 36 PRJEB53466, 3861 nucleotides long. Lineage: Eukaryota; Metazoa; Nematoda; Chromadorea; Rhabditida; Rhabditidae. The record is from the annotation of a GenBank genome assembly.
AUGAAGGACUUGCGAAAAUGUAUAUUUCUUUUUCUUUUUUGCCUUCUUUUCGAUGGGUCCCAUCAAGAUUGCGCAUGGAAUGUAAGUUAUUAGAUACAGGUAUAAAAGUUGAUAUUUUCUGAAUGUUAGACGUGUCAUGAAGCGGACCCAGACUCUGAUGUCAUAACCGCUCAUCUAAUUCCGCAUACUCACGACGACCUCGGUUGGAUCAAAACUGUGGAUCAGUAUUAUUAUGGAGGUGAUGGAGGUGUUUUCAGUCAACACUUUCUGAUUUUACUCUAUCUAGCUGGAGGUGUUCUCUAUAACUUCGUAAUUGCAGCUAAACCUGCAUUAGUUCCCGUCGGCGUUCAGUAUAUCUAUAACACGGUUAUCGAUGAAUUACUCAAAAACCCUGACAGAAGGUAACAUUCUCAGAGGGACGAGGAGAAGCAAAACAAAACAUUUUCAGAUUUUCGUUUGCGGAGACCGGAUUUUUAUGGAGAUGGUUCACGAGUAACAGUGACUACGAUAGACAUCAAUUGCAGAAACUUGUGAAAAACGGACAAAUCGAAAUAAUUGGAGGAGGUUGGGUGCAAAAUGAUGAGGCCACUUCGCAUUAUGUCGAUAUCAUCGAUCAGAUGACUCUGGGACUACAAGUCAGUUUUGUAUCGUUGUAAAAACUGAAAUAAGCUAUUCAGAAACUGGAGCAAAUAUUCGGAGAAUGUGGAAAACCAGUGUCGGGAUGGCAAAUCGACCCAUUCGGACACUCUCGUGAAAUGGCUAAUAUUUAUGCACAGGUAUUCAAUUUCGUCUCUUUCUCAUCACUUUUUUUUAUCCUUUUCAGAUGGGUUACACGUCUCUUUACUUUGCUCGUGUACACUAUUUGGAAAAGAAGCUAAGACUGGAGAACAGAACAAUUGAGUUCAACUGGAAUGCGUCCGACGAUUUGGGUAAAACAAGGUAGAAAAUUGAACAGAGUUGCGAAAAUAAGUGUUGCAGCUAGCAAAAUUUUUACUGGUGCAUUCUUCCAAGAUAACUAUGGACCACCGGAAGGCUUCUGUUGGGACAUUCUCUGCGGUGAUGAUCCGAUCAUGGAUAACCAAAACUUGGAAGAGUACAAUGUGGACGAGAAAGUGAAUUCAUUCGUGGAUCAUGUCAGGAAACAGGUGAAAAUCGUUGAAAUGCGAGAGAAUCUCACACUAUUUUUGAUAGGCUAAGCAUCAAGUGACUAACCAAGUUAUGCUUCUGAUGGGUAGCGAUUUCCAAUACACCAGUGCAAAUUCAUGGUAUUCCAACCUCGACAAACUGAUCAAAUACGUUAACGAAGACGUGAGGCCACCUCCACAACUUUUGAAAACCAUACUUUCCGUUUCAGCCUUCUAAAAAAGUAAAAGUGAUCUACUCAAGUCCAGCCUGCUACACAAAAGCCGUUCAAGCUCGUUCUCCCAAACUGUCUAGCAAACACGAUGAUUUCUUUCCGUAUGCAUCAGGGAAGAACUCCUACUGGACAGGAUACUUCACGAGUCGGCCGGCUUUCAAGGGAAUGAUCCGCCAGGCGAGUUCGGCCCUCCAGCUUGCGAAACAACUGGACGUCAUCGCCGAUCUGGGUCCGGAAGACGACUCGGACAUUGAAAUUCUCCGUGAGGCUUCCGCUCUAGUGCAACAUCAUGAUGCCGUGACGUGAGUGCGUGGUCUUUUUGAGUGAAAAAUCGGUGUUGCAGCGGUACGGCGAAGGAGAAUGUGACCAGAGAUUAUGAGAAACAACUUGCGCGAGGAAUGAAUGAAGUUGAGGUGAACGUAUUUAUCGCAUAAUUUGAGGGAACAAAGCAUGUAAAAAGUUCAGGUUGUUCUCAACGAUUUCAUGAAAAAAUUGAAUCCAGAUGGUUUGGACCCAAAAUUAAUCGUCUGCCCACUUCUCAAUGAGACUAUUUGUAAACCGAUCAAGUUUAUUAAAGAGCAAUUCGGAAUAUCUAAUAUUUUCAUAUUUUCAGCGGGCUCACUGGUUUCACAGUUGCCAUUUUUAAUUCUAACGGAAAAUACUAUAAUGGUACUAUUCGCAUACCUUAUUCUGAGAAACAGGCAACAGUCCGAGAUGCACAGAAAAGCAGAAUUGAGCAUCAGGUGAACAACAAAACGUACAUAUGAAAGAGAUAUUUGACAAAAUUUUCAGGUUGUUCCCACCUUCAAUGUUGAUCAACUCAAAGAUUCGGAUCGUUCUCCAUAUGAACUGCAUGUCGUCGUCAGUGUUCCACCACUCGGUUACACAACGAUUUCUGUUGAAAAGGAAGAAGUAGUUUAUGAGAAAACUGCUCAGAAAAAGAAAAACUUGAAUACGAAAAUCGAAAUUCAGAAUGAGGUAUUGUAUUUAUUUGUGACUUGCUAGUAUAAGCUAUUGAUUCAGCACUUGAUUGUUGGCUUUGAUUCACAAGGAUAUCUUUCUUACAUAACUGACAAAAACACGUUCAAAACCAGAAGCAUUCGUCAAGAGUUCUUCUAUUACGAAGGUGUUGAUUCAAAGGAAGAUCAACCUUCUGGUGCUUACAUCUUCCGUCCGAAAUCUCAACAACCAUUGUCUCUGGGCACUAAGCUUAAUUUGGAAGUGAUAUCGGUAAAGUGGAACUGGAACUAAACUUGUGAACUUUUGAUGACAUUUUAAGGGCAGUGUGACCAAUGAAGUUCGUCAGCGUGUAAAUCCGUGGGUUUCUCAGCAUAUUCGUUUGCCAAAAGGAAAAUCUCAUCUUGAACUGGAAUGGAUUGUUGGUCCCAUUCCGAAAGAGGCUAAGUUUGUCAGAAGCAGUUGCCGAGAACAGAAAUGGUUUGUAGGAACCCGAUCACAAAAGAAAUCGUGACCAGAUACACAACAGAAGUAAAAUCUUUCAAUCAAUCUUUCACCGAUGCUAAUGGCCGUCAGGUUAUCGAACGAUUGUAAGACAUCUCGUUUAUUUUGAGUCUUCCAUGGUUUCAUUUUAAGUUUCGACGGGGCAACAUCGUUUGAAUACUCAGACACUGAGCCGGUUGCUGGAAACUAUUAUCCACUCACCAGUUUUGGAUAUAUCAGGGACAACACUGAUCAAUUCAGUGUCAUAACCGACCGAGCACAAGGAUGGUCGGCUUCGCAAGGAACUGUGGAAAUCAUGGUAGCGGAGUACUCUGGGAAGCCUUAAUAAAAAACAAUCUUCCAGUUGCAUCGGCGUUGUUUUUAUGACGAUCACUUUGGCGUCGAAGAAGCUCUCGAUGAGCCGGGAAAACAGGGAACUGGACUAGUUGCGAUGGGAAAACACAUUCUGCUGUUCACUGAUGUUAAGGUACAUUUUCAUUUAUUUAAAUUCAUGACGAUCAUCUGUAAAUUAUAGACCAGUGCGGCUGAAUUGCGUCCUCUUGCUAUCAGCAACUUCCAUCAGCCCAUCCUAGCCUUCUCAAUUUCCAAAAAACAAGAAAAGUUUGAGUUCAACCGGCAAUUAGAGUAUUCCGGAUUGACGAGAGAGCUUCCUGAAUUUCUCCAUUUGCUAACUCUCGAGAAAUGGAAGAAAAAGAACAGUCUGAUUCGUUUUGAGCAUGUCUAUCACAAUGAUGGUGAAGAAUCGUCGGAAUAUGCGAAACCUCAGACAUUUAAUGCAAAGGUAGGUACAUUCAGAAAUAUUGAUUUUAGACGUGAAGUGUUUUUUUUUCAGAAUCUGUUCACGAGCCUGGAUAUCCUAUCUUUCAAGCAACUUCUCCUUGGAGCUAACAAAGUGAAAGGGAGUACAAGUACGUCUCCACUCUAUUUUUUGUUAGUUAAUUCAAUUUUCCAUUUUCUCAGAAUCGCACGUAGCGAAGACCGGAGAGUUCACGAUUCGUCCGUCGGAGAUAUUGACUUUCGAGGUUGAAGUUCAGCACAAGUAA